GUGCAGGGAGAUAGAUUUAUUUCCCCCAAGUGACUGGAUCUGUUCUGUGCAAGGUCUGCACUGGGACAAGGGGAGGAGAACAGACGCAGAAGCAUUAAGUGUGCUUGAAAUUAUGACCCACUGGGGGAAGCAGAGGAAAGUUGCCUUUUAUGGUCCCCAGCAAAUCCUGGCCACAUCUGAGAGCAUCCCUCAUGCGCAGCCCAAUGGGCUGCUCCCUGUUGAGAGAACGGGGGAUAAAACACAAACCCAACCAAACCCAGCCCCUUCUGGUCACUGGGGAGGUUCUGCAGCUGGGAGCUCGCUGUGCCAGACCGUGGGAGCGCCGAGCCUCAGCAGCCAUGAACGUGAGAACCGCGCUCGUGCUCCUCGCUCUGGCUUUAGCCACCGUGUUGGCGCUGGUCUGUGUGCUGCUGACCAGGGGCAGGGCCCCCGCUGCCUGCCCGCACCAGCCCCCGGUGCAGGAGGACCCCGACGGCGGCCAGAGCCUGGUCUUUGCGGACCUGACCCCCGCCGAGCUGGCCCAAGUGGUGCGGUACCUGCAGGGACACCUGGGGCUGCGGCUGGUGGACGCCGCGCGGGCAAAGCCCUCCGACAACUGCAUCGCCUCCGUGGAGCUGCAGGUCCCGGCCAAGGCAGAGGCGCUGCGGUUCCUGGACGGGGCGGGGGCUCGUCCCCCCCGCGAGGCGCUGGCUGUGCUCUACUUUGGGGAGCAGGCAGAGCCCAACGUCACCGAGUACGUGGUGGGGCCGCUGCCGGCGCCGGUGUAUCACCGGGACGUGACGGUGCGCAGGUACGGGGGGAAGGUGCCGUACCACCGCAGACCCGUUACCGGUAAGGAGUACAUGGAUAUCAACGUCCUCAUCCGGACGGAGCUGCGAAAGGCUCCGCGAUUCCUCGCUGCUUGCUGUGAGUCUGAUGGGACCGACCUGGCCACCCUCACAACGGCCCCACGUGGCUUCAAGUCCGGUGACCGGGCGACCUGGUUUGUCCUCUUCCAUAGCGUGGCUGGUUCUGGCCAAUACCUCUUGCCGGUGGGGCUGGAGGUGCUGGUGGACCAUGGGGAUCUCGAUGUCUCCCUCUGGCAGCUGCGCCGCAUCUUCUAUAACGGGCACUACUUUACCAGCAUGGGGGAUCUGGAGGAAGCGUUUGUGGCCAACUCGCUGGAGGUUGUCAGGGUCCAGAAGCCUCGGGCUGAAUCAGUGCUGGGCUCAAUGAGGCUUCGGCACCAGCCCGGCUCCCCGGGUCCGCUGCAUUAUGAGCCCCAGGGUCCCCGCUACAGCGUCGUGGCCAACCGCAUCACCUUCCAGGGCUGGAGCAUCACCUUCGGCAUGAGCCCCAGCUCUGGCCCGCGCUUCUUUGACAUCAGGUACCGUGGGGAGAGGAUCGUCUAUGAGCUGAGCCUCCAGGAAGCCUUAGCCCUGUACGGCUCCAACUGCCCCGGGGGCAUGUCCACCCGCUACCUGGAUGGGAGCUUUGGCAUCGGCAGGUUUGCCUACGAGCUCGUCCGAGGCCUCGACUGCCCCUACACCGCCACCUUCGUGCACCAGCACUACCUGGUGGAGUCGGACACCCCCAAAACCAACCAGAACUCGCUGUGCGUUUUCGAGCACGACGCUGCUCUCCCCCUGCGGCGCCACUUCUCUGACUCGCACUCCUUGUACUACGGGGGGCUGCGGAAAACCGCGCUGGUCGUGCGCGCCAUCUCCACCCUCAUCAACUACGACUACAUCUGGGACUUCAUGUUCCACAGCAGCGGGGCCGUGGAGGUCCGCGUGCACGCCACCGGCUACAUCAGCACCUCCUUCCUCCACGGCCAAGGCACCGACUACGGCAGCAGGGUUGGGCCCCACACGCUGGGGACGAUGCACCUCCAUCACAUGCACUACAAGGUGGACCUGGAUGUUGACGGGCAGCUGAACUCCCUGGAGACCCAGGACAUGGGGUACAAGCUCAUGAAGGAACCCUGGAGCAUGCAGAACACCAUUGAGCGGCUGCACCUCCGCAGGAAGAGGCUGGAGAGGGAGGAUGAGGCGGCGUUCCCGCUCAAUGCCCCCAUGCCCCGCUACGUCUCCUUUGCCAGCCCCAAUUCCAAUAAGUGGGGGCAUCCGCGCAGCUACCGGAUCCAGAUCACCAGCUUCGCUGGGGAGCACCUCCCCAUCAGCAGCCCCAUGGAGAGAGCCAUCAGCUGGGGCAGGUACCAGUUGGCCGUCACCCGUCGGAAGGAGGAGGAGCCCAGCAGCACCAGCAUCUACAACCAGAACGACCCCUGGACGCCCACCGUUGCCUUCGCCGACUUCAUCAACAACGAGACCAUCACCAACGAGGACCUGGUUGCCUGGAUCUCAGUGGGGUUCCUGCACGUCCCCCAUGCUGAGGACAUCCCCAACACGGUGACCGUGGGGAACGGCGUCGGCUUCUUCCUGAGGCCCUACAACUACUUCGAUGAGGACCCCUCGGUGGACUCACCCGAUGGCGUCUACUUCAACAGCGAGCAGGACCCCGGGACGUGCGGAGCCAACCCGCUGGCCUGCCCGCCCCCAGCCUGUGCCCCCCAUCUGCCCCCCUUCCGAUACGGGGGGUUCCUCAACCUCAGCCUGGCCCCGCUGCCUGGUGCACUCUGAUGGGGAAGGGGCUGCUGCUGCCCAGCCCCUUGGUGUAUGGGGUCCUUGGAGGGGGUCCUGGACUGCCCUCCCC
Messenger RNA from Neopsephotus bourkii (Bourke's parrot), 2694 nucleotides. RefSeq names its product membrane primary amine oxidase-like. Gene Ontology annotation, biological process: amine metabolic process. Gene Ontology annotation, molecular function: copper ion binding; quinone binding; primary methylamine oxidase activity. The record is from RefSeq and is a predicted model, not a curated record. Gene Ontology annotation, cellular component: plasma membrane. Bases 150 to 2621 code for a protein of 823 amino acids. The transcript is spliced from 4 exons. Lineage: Eukaryota; Metazoa; Chordata; Aves; Psittaciformes; Psittacidae.